GUCUGUAGCGGGAUCGUGGAUCGGGAAAAGGAAGCAAAGGAAACGAUACGUUCGGACGCGAGUACGUCGAGAGAGAGACGAAGGACCAUCUUCGAACUGGAUUCCUAUUCCGCUUCCGGUAUAUCGAGCAGCGACCUUCCGCGUCUCGCUUCGAAGGAUGACGCGCUCGAGGCGCCAACGGAAAUUCGCUAUUCCGUUUCACUGGGCGUACCGGGUAUAGCGAGAAUCAAUUUGUCACCUCUGACGCAAAAGGUGAUCGGCUGCGUCAUAGGAGAGAACGUCAGCACCGAAUAUCCUUGGGUACACGUGCGAAAAGAGAUCAUCGAGGACAAUAUAGAUCUUCACGAAGACAGCAGCGACUUCUUGCCGAUAAAGAACGAGAUUCAAAAGUUUCCAAACUCGAAGAUACCGAUCGGUUACGUUCCAUCGUUGACCGAAGAAGGCCAGUUCUACGUAUGCCUGACCGAGGAAGGUCGCGACGCCGUGGUCGAGGAAAUUCGGAAACAAAGAGAGGAACACGAGAAUCGGGUGAGAACUGCCGUCUACAAGCCGGCAUUGGCAAAGUGGCGGGAAUUUAACAGCGGCGCGGAGAUCGAAGCGAACGUCGUUAAGAAGAGCAGACCGCUUUUAGAGAUCGAGGUAACAGGCACGGUAGACGCGCUCGACGCACCGCUUCGACUGCAAGACAGAAAGGCGGAAGACGUCAGAGACGGACACGCGCAACUGGUUCCUCCUUCUCAUCGUCGACUCUCGGAACGUGUUUCGCGGAAACUGUCGAGCAACGGGACCCAGGUUACGCCGGACGUUCGAGACGCGACAACCGAGACGGCUCUUUCGGUAUCGACGAACCGUUGGAUUCAGUACGAGUACGAACGUCAGUCCGCCGACGCGUCGAACGACUCUACCCCGGAGGAAACAGAAUCUUUGAAGAGUUUCCUUCGUCGUUUCGCCGAUCACGUCUGCGACCAAUUGCUGUUGAACGCUACUUGGGACAUUUAUACGAACGACUACGGCAAUUUGGCGAGAAACGCGAGAGACACUCAACGGCCGAUACCGGCGAGUUACGAGGAACAUUCGAGUUUUCAGGACGAACAGCACGCGGUGGACAAAGUGAUCAACGAUCUGUGUUGGCAUCCAUUGUGGAGCGGUAUAGCGUUUGCCGCUUACACGAGGCACGCCAAGAGUCAACGCCUGAUCGGACGUAAAUCGAACGAAGAGGUUGUCCAAGCUCACGACGACAAUUUCGUCCUGGUAUGGUCGUUGGACGACAGUUUGACACCGAAAUUGGUACUCGAAAGUCCGAGGGAAGUGACGUCGGUAGCUGUGAAUCCACUGGAUGGAAACUUGGUGAUCGUACUGUGGCACAUUCCCGGCAAGAUCGAGGAAGCAGAGCGGGUAGUCGCGUACACGGCUGCUCGAAUCAAGCACAGAACGACGAUAAAGAGUUCGACGGCGUGGAUGCGAGAAGCAGUCGGCACGUCCGUCAGGAUCGGACCGACGGCGAUCUCCUCGCCGAAGAAGAGCCAGAAGGCAGCCGUGACUCGGAUCGCGUGGAUGUCGCCGUACGACCAACUCGAUGCCAGCGGCAAGAUCGCGUCGUUGCCGGAAGACGCGAGCGUCGACGAUUUAUCGGUAGAAAUCGCGACUGCGAGCGAGGACGGUACGAUCGCUUUCUGGAACUUGAAGUCGAACGAAAAGUUGGUAUCUCCUUCGGAAACGUACGAGAAAGAAGCAAGCCCGAGAAAGAAAGGAGAAGCGAAAAGACCGGAAGCGUCGACGAGGCGGACGUCUCCGUUCAAAGCGUUGGACCGCGUUUUGAAGCCUGGUUUCGUUCUGGCGGUGCAACAUCCGAACGAGAGUCGAAACGUCGUGAUAACGACGAUCGACGCGCACGUACCGACGUUUGAGAAAAGACGCGCAGACGUCGGUCCACCGUCGGAAGACGCAACCGUUCGGAGAUACUUUGAGAAUAUCGUGAAAAAACCGAGUCGCGCGACGCGAGCGGAGAUACACGUCGGUACGGUGGAAGGUAAUCACACGCGACAAUCGCGCAAAUUUACGAAAAUAGGUCGCGCGUGUUUCGGGACGGGACGUCGGGAAUCGUUGGGAAAAGAAGGAAAGAGAAAAAGGAAGAGAGAGAAUUUUUCAAACGAGUUUAAUCGCAACAAUCGGCGUGGCUGCACAGGUGAUUUCGGUUGCGCGACGUGGAACGGAUACGACUUUGCGACGGAUUUAGCCGUCAACAGCGAGACGUGUCGAUGGCGUUGGUUCAAAAGCGGAACACACGACGGUCCGGUAACGCACUCGGUUCGAUGCAGAGAGAACAGCACGUGGCUGGCGACGAUAGGUGGGAAGAUAUUCGCCAUUUGGAAGGAAGACGUCGGCGCACCGUUGUUUCGGAAGAAGUCGGACGUCGGGUUGACCGGUGUCUCGUGGGGCAGUCUCCGUGCGACGACACUGAUUCUCGCACGAUCGGACGGCACGGUGGAAUUGUGGGAUUUCACGGUGAAGACGGAGGAACCGUGCGUCGUGCAGAGUGUGUCCGGUCGCGCGAUCACGGGAGCGUACACCCACGAGUUACGCGCAACGACCCGUCAAUGCGUAGGAUUUUGCGAUUUCAACGGUAUCCUGAGAAUGUUUCUCGCUCCGGCCGCUCUCCUCGAGACAGACUCGGCCGGUACAGAACGGAUGACCAAUUUCAUGGAACGACAAGCAAAAAGGGUAACGGUGAAAGAGGGCAGAGAGUGGCUAGAGAAACGGUUAGAAACGAACUACGAGGAGACGGAACGGAAACAACGACGGGAAGAAGAGGAAGCAAGCGUUUGGAGAAGGGCGAGAGCGGAGGAAAGCUCGGUAAAGAAAGACGGUUCGCAACGUUUCCGCGACGCUGUCCGCGAGAGAAAGAAACGGAAGAAGAAGGAAAAAAGGUUUUCUCUUUCUCUCGUAAUUUUUGGACCGGUCGGGGAAACGGAUCGAACGUGGAAACUAUCGCUGGCUGGACAGCGAUCGAAUCGAGUGUAAUUUACAGAAAAGACGGGAAGCGAGAGAGUCGAAGCGCGUGGAGCGAGUGGAGAAGAAAGGUUCGAAGAAGGACGACCCGGAGAAGCAGCGGGAAGCG
Molecule: messenger RNA, 3118 nt
Organism: Heterotrigona itama
Lineage: Eukaryota; Metazoa; Arthropoda; Insecta; Hymenoptera; Apidae
Source: the annotation of a GenBank genome assembly